UAGUGUUGCGGAAGUCUGGUCUAUUUUUGUGGCUGGAUUCUUUGAUAAAUAAUACCCUUAUUUUUUUUUUCUGCUGGGGCUAUUCAAUGAAGAACGGUGAAAAUAAGAAUGAGUGAUAUUGGAAGGACAUUUAUUCGAAUGUACAAGAGGAUGCCUUGGUUUUUUCAGUACAUAUCCUUAUUGUUACCACUAGCAAUGUCCAUGGUAGAUGUGGUGGACAGUGGGAACCGCUUACCAUUUUACUGGAAUGCUUCCAACCCAAUUUUUAGACCAGAAAAUCAGAAACUACGAGUAAAUCUUGGAGACCGAGUAAAUAUCAUCUGUCCGAACUACAAGUCAUAUACUCAUGAAAGUGAAAUGGAAUAUUACUCAAUAUACAUGGUAUCAAAAACUGAAUAUGAGGAAUGCGUAAUUUAUGAUCCCAAAAAUGCAAUUCGGUUACUGCGGUGCUUAAAGUCCAACGACACAACAUUAUUCACACUUCAUGUCCGCGAGUUCCAGCCAUUUCCCUUUGUUCCAGACUUUGAAGCUGGCAAGAGCUACUACAUUGUCACAACAUCUGAAGGUACAUAUAGCGGCCUCGACAAUCAGUGGGGUGGUGCAUGCAAACACAAAGGAAUGCGUUUGAAACUGGACAUCUGCUGCUCUUCAACCACGGCAUCUCCAGGAGGCAAAAGCCAUACGAAAUCUUCGAGGAGACAUACAACAGUGACGCCGGUGAGUUAUCCAAAGCAAACUACUUCAACUCUGAGGAGAGUAAAGAUGACCACCACACCGAUUAUUUCCACCACCACCACCACAACGAAACUUCCUAUUAGUACAACCACUGUCUACAGGAAAACAAUUCAUAGCUAUGACACAAAAAUCAUUGAAGCAGACUUCGACAAGCAAAGCCCUGGCAUAACCAAACAGAAUUCUGAAAUUAAUGCGACUGGCCCUAAGAAUAUGGGACUUAUAAACAGUUCUGGGUUUCCACGCUGCUCUUGGACUCUGUUGUUCGCACUUAUCCAUGUCUGCCAAUGGGUGCUUCUAUCACGAUAGUCCCCUGCUUAGGAACUGGUUUCUUAUAAGUGUCAAAAGGCACUUUCCAAAAUAAUAAAUACAUACAUACAUGCAUACGUACAUACAUAAACACACAUGUAUAUGUAUAUUCAUACAUGCACACCUUACCACAAUUGCUGAGAAAAAAUGAAAAAAAUUUUUUUUUUCCCAUCCUUUCCACUCCACCCCCAUCCCCCCACAUGCAAGGAAGCUGCUGCUGCUGCUGCUGCAAUGUACACCUGCUGCCGCUGCUGCUGUUGCUGCUAACUUUUAUUCCCUUAACAUGUCUUAUGACUUCUUUGACACUGCAUGGAUGCAUGCACAGACGGAUGCAUGCACGACUGGAUGGAGGGAUGGAUGGAUGGACGGAUGGACGGGUGGAUGGAUGCCUGGUUAAAAAAAAGAAAAAUGAAACUAAAAAUAACAACAAAUAAAUAAACAAACAAACAAACCAACAAAGAAACAAACCAGAAAAAAGAUGGACCGAUGAAUGCAUGGACGUAUGAUGUAUGGAUGUAUGUCACUGCU
Messenger RNA from Octopus bimaculoides (California two-spot octopus), 1569 nucleotides. Its product is annotated as ephrin-4. The record is from RefSeq and is a predicted model, not a curated record. Gene Ontology annotation, cellular component: plasma membrane. Lineage: Eukaryota; Metazoa; Mollusca; Cephalopoda; Octopoda; Octopodidae. Gene Ontology annotation, molecular function: ephrin receptor binding. Gene Ontology annotation, biological process: ephrin receptor signaling pathway; axon guidance.